CGAAAACUAAAAUAUAAUGUAGGAAAUACCAAAGUGAGCUAGUCGUCAGUCACACAGAACGGAUCGGGGCGUCAAAUUGGUUGACUUUGUCUCUUUCCUUUCGUUUUCAUCACGUGUAAAGUGCCGCAUCGGUCGGGCCGGUGGAUUCGUAUUAGCUUUAUAGUCUUCUCCAAACCGGCAUUUUUCUUUUUCUAAUUUUCUUCAAUAAUUUAGUAGCAUAAAUGGGAAUGAGUCAAAGUUAGUCUUGACGAAAUUUGGACGAAACCUCUCGCCAAGUCUAAGGUGUGGGCCUCCCUACCCCAAUCGUGACGCACCACCUUACGUAUCUUUAUCAUACCCUUUCUCACUUCACUUCACACACAUUCAAAUAUCAAAUAAAAAGAAAAAAAUAACUUGACAAAUUUUUCCUGGUCCAACGUAACACCUUCAUUUUUUCAACUUUCCCAGCUGCCUCCAAUCCUUUUAUAUAGACUCGUGCAUCGCACUUGUUGAAGACUUCUCAGAUUCUUGACGUUUUCCCCUCUCGUUUUAUCUCUUCUUCUUCUUCUUCUUCAUCAUCAUCCAUUAAAAUAUAAUAAAGGAGUGAAUUUCCUGUUAUUUCUCUCAUAUCUCUUUCGAAUUCGCUUCAUAUUUAUGGACAGAGGAUGGGGUCUGACCCUUGAUAAUUCUGAUCAAGUUGGGUUUUUCGGUAACAAGGCGAGUUUCGGAGUGAAUUUGAGUCCUCGUCGGAACAGCGGAUUUAUUAUGUUUCCGAGGGGUAGAGAAGAACAACCGGAGCACCGGGAAGUGGACUUCUUCGCUGUCAAGAAGGAAGACUCACAAGCUCAACCGUCCGCCGCCACAGAUUUCCAUGUUAACACUGGUUUGCAACUUGUGACUGCUAAUACCGGAAGCGAUCAAUCCACGGUGGACGAUGGGGUAUCUUAUGACGGUGAAGAUAAGAGAGCCAAGAAUGAGCUGGCACAACUUCAAAUUGAACUGGAGAGAAUGAAUGGCGAGAAUCAGAGGUUAAGAGGGAUGCUUAGUCAGGUGAGCGGCAACUACGCAUCGCUGCAGAUGCACCUCGUCACGUUGAUGCAACACCAACAAAACUCUACCACCCAAGAACAAGAGAUGGAUGACAAAAAAUGUGAAGACGAGAGAAAGGAGAAUGGAGGAGCAAGGCAGUUCUUGGAGUUGGGGCCGGAACAAUCAAACUCGUUGUCGGAGGAAAGAACGGUGUCUGGAUCACCUCAUCAAAACAAUUUGGAAGUGACGAGGAAUAAGAGGAGCGGUCGGGAGGAGAGCCCGGAGUCUGAGAGCUGGGUCCCCGGCUCUAAGGCUCCCAGAUUGAACAACCCCAACCCCAACAUCAACACCAACACCAACACCAACACCAACACCAAUCAAUCCAUCGAGGCAACCAUGCGGAAAGCUCGUGUUUCCGUCCGAGCUCGAUCAGAAGCUCCCAUGAUCUCCGAUGGAUGUCAAUGGAGAAAAUACGGUCAAAAGAUGGCGAAAGGGAACCCUUGCCCACGAGCUUACUAUCGGUGUACAAUGGCGGUGGGGUGUCCAGUGCGCAAACAGGUGCAAAGGUGCGCCGAAGACCGAACAAUCUUGAUCACAACCUACGAAGGCACUCACAACCACCCGCUGCCGCCCGCAGCUAUGGCGAUGGCGUCCACCACUUCCGCCGCCGCCAGCAUGCUCCUGUCCGGGUCCAUGCCCAGCGCCGACGGCUUGAUGAAUCCCAACUUCCUGGCAAGAACCAUUCUUCCUUGCUCCUCAAACAUGGCCACAAUCUCCGCAUCAGCGCCUUUCCCCACCGUCACGCUCGACCUCACCCAAUCGCCCAAUGCUCUCCAAUACCAAAGACCGCCGCCGCACUUCCAAGUCCCCUUUCCGGUCUCCGCCCAGAACUUUGCUAACCAGCCCGCGCCUCAAGUUUUCGGACAAGCCCUCUAUAAUCAGUCCAAGUUUUCGGGUCUCCAAAUGUCCAAGGAUGUUAAUGAAUUGCCCGGACAGCCGCAGGCUCAGCCUCAGCCUCAGCCAUCCUUCUCCGACACGCUCAGCGCUGCGACGGCGGCGAUCACCGCCGAUCCAAACUUCACCGCGGCCCUGGCGGCGGCCAUCUCCUCCAUCAUCGCAAAUACUCCCAACAACAACCAACCCUAACGUAAAUACCAGUUUUCCGGCGAGGAGUUAGUUAAUCAAAGUGUUCCACUUGUUCAUUUGUUAUUACACAUCAUAAUUCUCGUGUCAGAUAGUUUUCCUUUUUUGUUCAUUUUUUUCCUGUGACUCUUUUUCUUAGAUACACUGUGGAAUUAACAUGUCCAUAAUUUUUUGUCUUUGAUGUAUUAUUAGCCGGGGCCGUGGGCAAUGUUUAGGACACGAAAAAUACAUUCUUUUCCCUAUUGUUUUAUCA
Salvia miltiorrhiza (redroot sage) is the source of this 2404-nucleotide messenger RNA. Its product is annotated as probable WRKY transcription factor 31. Gene Ontology annotation, biological process: regulation of DNA-templated transcription. Gene Ontology annotation, molecular function: DNA-binding transcription factor activity; sequence-specific DNA binding. The transcript is spliced from 5 exons. NCBI's taxonomy places the organism in Eukaryota, Viridiplantae, Streptophyta, Magnoliopsida, Lamiales, Lamiaceae. The record is from RefSeq and is a predicted model, not a curated record. Bases 634 to 2154 code for a protein of 506 amino acids.